GCUGGGUUGAAUGCUCCAAAUGAACAUCCGGUAUGUACCGUCGAGGUGAAGUGAGUUUCCGCGGAGUGAAACAGGGGAGUGGCUAGUAAUUGACCAACGCAGAAAGACUUGACGUUUCAUUUCUACGUCUCUGCUGAGUUGAAGAUUUUAUUUAUUUAUUUUUUACUCGAUCAUCCAUCACUGAGUCUUCAAUGCUCCGAUAAGCUCGCGACAACGGGGCGAAACGGGCGUAAAAUUCUGGUGAACACUGACCUUGUGAUGAUUACUACGAUUUUGAAAAGUGAAGUUAUUUAAAGUGUAAUAUUGGAGUGGAUUUGGAAGAUAAUGCCGGUCAAAGUGGAUGUGGUACCACCACCACCUGCCAAUUCAAAACAACCUGGGGUCACCAAGUCAUUGUUGUACAAUGGCUCGAGAUUCCAGGGAUCUCAAAAGUCCAAGGGAAAUAGCUACGAUGUAGAAGUGGUUUUGCAGCAUGUGGAUGAAGAGAAUAGUUAUCUCUGCGGUUAUUUAAAAAUAAAAGGCCUCACCGAGGAAUUUCCCACAUUAACAACAUUUUUCGAUGGCGAGAUUAUAUCGAAGAAGUAUCCAUUUCUCACGCGUAAGUGGGACGCCGACGAAGACGUUGAUAAAAAACACUGGAGUAAAUUCGAAUCAUUUUGCCAAUACGCAAAGACUUUUAAUUCCGAUACAUUUGACUACGAAGCACUGAAAGGGACUGAUUUCGUCUUCAUGAGAUGGAAGGAACACUUUCUAGUUCCUGAUCAUACUAUUAAGGACAUUAAUGGGGCAUCUUUUGCUGGAUUUUAUUACAUAUGCUUUGAAAAAUCAGCGGCUUCGAUCGAGGGAUAUUACUACCAUCGUAGCUCAGAGUGGUAUCAAUCAUUGUAUCUCAGACACGUACCAGAACACAGUAUACAAAUCUACGAGUUCAGGUGAAAUAAAUGCCCUCGGCUCGACCCAUGGCAAUUAUCUUCUAUUGCUUUACGUCUUCUUAACUGAAACAAGCAGAUCUCGAAAUUAAAGCGUACUAGAAUCCACAAUUUUAAUUGAAACAUGACGUAAUAAAUUUAAUCAGCAUUGAUUUUUAAUUUCUCCAAUAUGAAAUAUCGACAAAUCGUGAUAGUCUUGGGGAAAUGAGUGCCUCAAUAUUGCGUGAUAAGCUUGUUUAUAGUGUACGAUUGAUUAAUUGUAAAAAAAAAAUAACGAAAAACAAUAAUUUUUGAAUUGUGAAAUUCUACGUGUAUCAUUAAAUUGUAAAUUAACAAAUUGAGUUUAUUUGUUGUGCACUCAACUGCAGACCAAAUGUAGAAUUCCAUUGGUUAUUAACUUCAUUAUACAAUCGGCAUAAUGAUAUUCUAAAUGUGAGAUCUGUUUGCUUGAAAAUUUUAUUCAAAGACUUGAGUGUGAAUGGGAUUGGUGCGCAAAGUAUGUUGGAGAGCUGCCAGAAUAUGUUGAAAAUUUUCAAUGUAGUAAAGAGAAGAAACGAAUAAUAUAUAA
This is a messenger RNA of Diachasma alloeum, 1497 nucleotides long. RefSeq names its product glucose-induced degradation protein 4 homolog. The coding region runs from base 325 to 936 and encodes 203 amino acids. The record is from RefSeq and is a predicted model, not a curated record. NCBI's taxonomy places the organism in Eukaryota, Metazoa, Arthropoda, Insecta, Hymenoptera, Braconidae. Gene Ontology annotation, cellular component: GID complex; extrinsic component of membrane. Gene Ontology annotation, biological process: protein catabolic process in the vacuole; negative regulation of gluconeogenesis; protein targeting to vacuole. The transcript has 5 exons.